Molecule: messenger RNA, 2377 nt
Organism: Racocetra fulgida
Lineage: Eukaryota; Fungi; Glomeromycota; Glomeromycetes; Diversisporales; Gigasporaceae
Source: the annotation of a GenBank genome assembly
AUGUAUGCGCAAAGGGAUUCGUCGGGUACCCUACUUACUCAGGCUUUUCAUCCACCAUCGUCCGAGGAACAUUUUUCUUCUCAAAAUUUUUUUGAACAACAGCAACAGCAGUACAAUCAAGAACAACUUGAAGAGAUUCAAGAACAACUUAACCAAUCUAAUAUAGUUCAACGUUUCCAAAUCAAUGAGAACAAUAAUUUUACUUUUCAGACCUUUGAUAAUAAUCCCCUUCUCGGAAAUUCCCUCACUGCUGAUUGGUCACAGAUUUAUGGAAAUGAUGAUAUGUGUGGUUUAGUAGAUGGUUCGAAUUUUUCUAACGGUGUCUUUGUUGAUGGUCUAAUACCUCAAAAUUUAGUUGGUGAUGCUAGUUCUUGGGUACUUAAUCAACCCUCGGGUUUUGUCAAGCAAGAAACUCAUUCUUCAUUAUCAAAUUCUCCUUCCGAGGCCGGUUCCGAUCAAAAUAAUGAAUCGGUUAUGUCCUCUAAUUCUAACGAUCAUACUAGAGCUCAAACCCCUGUUCCUUUUCAUAAAUCUAAUAUUCCAAAUUAUUUAACCGCUCGUCGUCGAAGUUUAUCCGCUGAUAAUAUACAUGCUCUGGCAAAAGCUCAACAACUAGCUAAUCGUAAGGUCACGUAUCUCGCUCAACAAAAUUCUGAUUAUUUAUCUUUUCCCAGAUCUCAAUCUUUGGCUUUUGAUCAACAUUCUCAAUUCUCUCUUCAAAAUACAAAACAACAGCCCAUUCAAAUGCAAGAAACAACUAUAAACCAAAACAUUUUACUUUCUGAUAACCAAAAUACUAAUCAAAUUAAUGAUAAUGAUGCUCAACAAAAUAAUUCUGUUACUGCUAGUCCUCCUCAACAACCUACAAAUCGUCCUCAAUUAUCUAGAUCUGUUUCUCAUCAACAGAUUGGUCCAAUUAAUCAUGCUCAAAGGCUUACCGAAUUUCAAGCUAGAUUUAAAGUAAAAUUAGAUAAAAGAAAUCAAAGAAGUAUGCCAAAUAUUCAUGCCGCCGCUCAUGCUGCAAUGGCUCAAUCUUCUAUAAAUCUUCAAAAAUCUAAUCCUUCAAUCGGUGGCCCUGCUAACGGUAGUGUGCCUAUAAUGGAAAUUAAUCAGCCCUUGUCCUCUCAAUCGUUCGCCUCUGAGAAAUCUAAUUCUCUUAAACCAUCUCCUAAUCAACCUCGUCGUGGUCAUAUGCGUAAACGUUCUCUUUCCGCUCCCACGACUCCAUUUCCAAAUCUUACGCAACAGUCUCCCGGUUCUAUUCCCUUGCAACCUGCUCAAUCUUUUCCUCUAAACUUUCCUAUGUCCUUCAGAAGGCCUAAUGCUAUUCCUAUUCAAAUUCAUAGAAAUCCUAAACAUUCUCAUGCUAGUGCUCCUUUAUCUUCUGAGGAGUAUCAACGUAAACUUAAUGAAGAAUUAGAGAAAGUUGACUUUGAUGAUAUCACUGUUAGUGAACUCAAAGAAAUGUUACGUCAAAGAGGUAAACCUGCUACUGGUAAAAAAGCUGUAUUGAUGCAAAGGCUUCAAGAGGAAGUAGAGCACGUUAAAGCUAUGAAAAAUAAUAGCCAACAACUUAAGAACCAAAUGAUGUCAUCUCCCACAUCUCCUUCUAGUGGUGUAUCUUUGCAAAGAAGUAUUGCUAAUUUACAAAUAUCCAGUCCGCCCAUACAACAUUCUAGACGCUUUAGUCCUUAUGGUAGCGUCAGUAUUCCGGGCAGUCCAAGAAUAAUGCCCAGCGGGCUGGGUAAUGGGCGAUCUGGCUUUAAUGGAAAUGUUCCAUAUACUGAAGGUGAUGAAUGGCAGCAGCACUUUCACAACGUUGGAAUGGUAUCACCAUUAGCUUCACAUGAUCUAGAUGAUGCGGUUCAAUCUCAAGCUAUGAUUAUAAUGGGAUCACAGCAACCGCAAGAAAUGUAUGGACAACAACAACCUUCUUCUGCACCACCUACUACAACUGAAUUUGAACAAGCAUUUCAACAACAACCAUCAUCUGCUCCUCCGAUGACAACCGAAUUCGAAACUUUUGAAUUCAUGAAUCCUAUGGCUAUGAAUAUGAUGUCAAUACCUCCUGAUAUGAUGAGGCUAAAUGUUAAUGAUGAUUUAAAACAAAAUCCAUCUGAAAAUAAACCAGUAAUGAAUGAUGACCGACAAUCAUCAGGUUCAAUGGUUUCGUCAACAUCAAAUGAUACGGUGACUGGAAUGUUGACACAACAGACUUUAGAGUUCGAUUUUAAUGCUCAACAUCAUUUACAAGAUGGAAAUGUUCUUAUAAAGUCUGAAGACUAUCUUAAUUACUCUCCUAUGGCCUCUAUUUCUCAUCAAUCAUCUCAGCAUUUACCUAUGCAAAUUGAACUUCCGCAAGAUGGAAUGACUUUUA